AAAAAAAACGAAGCAAUGGCAUGCCAUGCAAAUAACCUGAACACCAGGGGGGCAGUGGCAUCACUCUCACACACCGAGCUAAAGUGCACGCCACUGUCCAUCCUGUUGCCACUCCCCUCUCACUCCCCCACGCGCACGCACAGCAUCCGCUCCAGCUCCACGCUCUCGCCCCGCACAAUGCGCCGCCUCAGCCGCGCCGCCGCGCUCCCCCUCCUCCUCCUCCUCGCCCUCGCAGCCGCCACCACCACCACAACGGUGGCGGCGGCGGCGGCGGCGAAGGCGAAGGCUCCCGCGGCAGCGGCGCCGCCAGCGCCUCCGAACGUGACGGCGGAGAUGGCCAAGGGCGGGUGCAAGGCGUUCGCGGACCUGAUCGCGGCGUCCCCGGACGCGUCGUCGACGUACCAGUCGGCCGUGGAGGGCGGCCUGACGGUGUUCUGCCCCUCCGACGACGCCGUGCGUGCGUUCCUGCCAAAAUACAAGAACCUCAGCGCGGACGGGAAGGCGGAGCUGCUGCUGUUCCACGCCGUGCCGGUGCACUACUCGCUGGGGAGCCUCAAGUCCAACAACGGGCCCAUGAACACGCUGGCCACCGACGGCGCCGCCCGGAACUUCAACUUCACGGUGCAGAACCAGGGCGACGUCGUCACCAUCCGGACGGCCGCCGGCAGCGGCGCGCCCGCAAGGGUCAAGUCCACGGCGGUCGACAAGGACCCGCUCGCUGUCUACGUCAUCAACGCCGUGGUGGAGCCCGUGGAGCUGUUCAAGCCCGCGCCGUCGCCGACGCCGGCCCCCGCGCCCGCGCCCGCCGCCGCGGCGGACGCGCCCAAGGCCGGGAAGAAGGGCGCCGCGCGCCACGCGCCGCCCGCCGUGGCCGACGCGCCCGGGCCCAACGCGGACGACAACGCGGCUCCUGUGGACCAGAAGGACGCCAACAAGAAGAGCGCGGCCGCCGGCGCGCCGUGCGACCGGUGGUGGCUCGCCACCGUGCUGGCGGCGGCCGUGGCCUCAGCAUUGGCUUAGCGAUCGAUGGAAGGGCUUUCUUUUUUUUGCGUUUUGUUUAUUUUUUUUUCCGGUGAUGAUCCAUUGGCGUGUGAUCGUGGUUUGUGAUGGCGUGCUUGCGAGGUUUCUGUUUUUUUUUUUCUCGAUCGGGAGAAAAUAGUGUAUGCUUGCUUGUUACAUAAUAUUCGAGCUCCUGUUUAAGCCUUGUUUAGUUUGAGAAAAA
This is a messenger RNA of Sorghum bicolor (sorghum), 1222 nucleotides long. RefSeq names its product fasciclin-like arabinogalactan protein 1. NCBI's taxonomy places the organism in Eukaryota, Viridiplantae, Streptophyta, Magnoliopsida, Poales, Poaceae. Bases 16 to 1020 code for a protein of 334 amino acids. The record is from RefSeq and is a predicted model, not a curated record. The transcript has a single exon.